CGAAAUAAAGGCGCGAAAUGGAAGUGAAGUGACAAGGCACUUCUCGUCAGCGCUUUUGGGUUUAUGAGGUUUUAGGGUUUCUAUAAGGUUCAGCAGCGUUUCCUACAAGCAACUGUUUUAGGGUUUAUGAGGUUUUAGGAUAUUCGCUUGGAUUCGAAAACCAUGGCUUUCUGGGGAGUGGAAGUAAAACCCGGAAAAUCUUUUACUCAUAAAUUUGAUGACUUCAAAGGACGACUACAUGUUUCAAUGGCCACUUUGGGGGUUGGUUCUGCCCCAGCCAAAAGCAGACUCCAGUGUAAUGUGGGCAACAGUAGCCCUGUUUAUCUAUGUUCUCUGUCUUCUGGAACGAAUGAGUCAUUGCAACUUCAUUUGGAAUUUGAGGAGGUUGAUGAUGUCAUCUUUUCAGUGAUUGGUCCUCGGAGUAUUCACUUGUGUGGUUACUAUCUUGGUAAUAGCCGAAGAACCAAUGUGAUUGAGGAGUCAGAAUCCUAUGGAGAAGAUAUUGCAAACACUGAGACAGAUAGAUCUAAUUGCAGCGAAGAAGAUGAGUAUGAGGAUAGUUUUAUUGAUGAUGAUGCCAAUCCAGACGUCUACCCAGGAUCACCUAUUUCACGUGAAGAGGAAGUUUCACCUGUUAACAAACAUAAAGGUAGUCGCCGCAGACUACAGAGGAAGCAACAAAGAGUAGACUCAGAUGAUGAUGGUGUGCCAAUUUCAUCUCUUUACAAGACUAAAGCUACUGCAAAGGUCUUGUCUGAGGAAAUGGAUGUUAGUGAUGACAGGAGAGAAAGUGAUGGCAGCCAGAAGAAAGGCAAAGAUGAAGACAAUAAUGAUAUUAAACCAAAUUCAAAAUCAAAAGCUGGCAACAUUCUUCUAGAUACCAAGACACAUAGCAGUGGAGCUGAGUCUUUGGACAACGUAGUAGAAUGUCACACCAAUCUAAAUGUGAGGAGUAUUCAGAAAUUGGAAAAAGAAGAGAGAGAAACAGAAGAGGAGGGUAAAUUUGCUGAAGCAAAGGAUGCUUGCAAUGGCCAAUUUAUCGAAGUAAAUAAUGUGUUGGAAGGAGAGCCAAAAAUGGACAAUAUCAUCCAGGAUCUUCUAAUAAGAAAUAUGAGCGAGGGCCAAGCCUGUGAUAAGAAUGUUGUAUUGCCUGCCACUGUAGUAGGUCCUGUGAAAAGUAGAGGAACAAAGAGGAAGAAGAAAGAACAGGCUCCCAAAGAUUCACAUUUUGAAGAUGACAAUGCUUACUGUAAAGAGUCCAAAGCCCCAAGAGACUCAGCAGGGACUGAUAUUGCUAUCCCCAAAUUUUCUGAAGGAAAGAAUCAAGAUUUGCAACAAAACAACAAAGAGAAUGGGGAUAAUGGAACUCAUGACUUCCCUGAUGCGAAUCAAUCUGGUGAUAGAAAGAUGAAAAAAAGGAGGAAAAAAGACAAAAGUCAGGGGGAUGUAGAAGUUAAUACUUCUGAUAUGCCUCAAUCAUCUGCUAAUGAAAAUAUUAGGACCCUAAAAAAGGAUGAAUACAUUGUGGCUGAUGCGAAGUCUUCUGCAGUUAAAACAUUGCCAAAUGGUUUAGUUAUUCAAGAGCUGGAAAAGGGGAUAGAAGAUGGAAAAAUUGCUGCAUCAGGGAAUAAGCUCACUGUCCUUUUCACUGGCAAGGUGAAGGAUAAUGAUGAAGUCUUUGAGUCAAAUGUUGGCCAUGCACCUUUCAAGUUUCGCCUUGGUAAAGGACAAGUUUUAGAGGGUUGGGAUGUUGGCCUUGAAGGUAUGCGAAUUGGAGGAAAGAGAAGACUCAUAAUACCACCAUCCAUGGGGUUUGGUAGUGAAGGACACGAUGACAAAGUACCGCCAAACUCAUGGCUGGUUUAUGACUUUGAAUUGGUUAAAGUCCGUUGACUGAAGAAGCAAGUGGUAUUUGGUCAUGGCUGAUUUCUUGUUUUGGCUGAACUCAAUUUUUGGAGGAAAAUCCUGGAGAUUCCAACUUACACUUGAUGGCUAUUCUUUUUGUUGGGAUAGCAUUAGACAGUUUGAUAUGUUGUUGUGGAAUGUCAGGUUUUGAUUGUUUUUUUCCCACUUGAAUGCCUAUGGGAACAAAUGAUUGAGUAGCUUGUUGAUACCAUAAGCAGAAGAGCGGUUGUCCAAAAAAAAAAAAAAGCAGAAGAGCGAGGAGAGAAUGAAAGAAAGCUCAACGAUGAUGGAAAUUGAAUUGGAAAUUUUCUCUGGCCUUAUAAUCUAUAUGAUCAAAUUUUGACAUA
Prosopis cineraria is the source of this 2252-nucleotide messenger RNA. RefSeq names its product peptidyl-prolyl cis-trans isomerase FKBP43-like. Gene Ontology annotation, molecular function: peptidyl-prolyl cis-trans isomerase activity. Lineage: Eukaryota; Viridiplantae; Streptophyta; Magnoliopsida; Fabales; Fabaceae. The record is from RefSeq and is a predicted model, not a curated record. Bases 163 to 1893 code for a protein of 576 amino acids. The transcript is spliced from 12 exons.